Xiphias gladius (swordfish) is the source of this 5993-nucleotide messenger RNA. RefSeq names its product Down syndrome cell adhesion molecule-like protein 1 homolog. NCBI's taxonomy places the organism in Eukaryota, Metazoa, Chordata, Actinopteri, Istiophoriformes, Xiphiidae. The transcript is spliced from 34 exons. The record is from RefSeq and is a predicted model, not a curated record. The coding region runs from base 60 to 5993 and encodes 1977 amino acids. Gene Ontology annotation, biological process: axon guidance; cell adhesion. Gene Ontology annotation, cellular component: plasma membrane. Gene Ontology annotation, molecular function: protein binding.
UCCCUUUCAUCCAUCUGGCCUCCUCAUCUCUUCUCUGGCUGACAUUUCCUUACAAAUACAUGUUCAGGGAGCCCUACACAGUCCGUGUGGCCGACCAGCGCUCCAUGCGGGGUAAUGUUGCUGUGUUCAAGUGCCUCAUCCCCUCAGCUGUUCAGGAGUACGUCAGUGUGGUGUCUUGGGAGAAAGACACCGUCUCCAUCGUCCCAGGUAACCGUUUCUUCCUGACCUCAUUUGGCGCUCUGUAUAUCUCAGAAGUGCAGAAGGAAGAUGCUCUGUCCACCUACCGCUGCAUCACAAAGCACAAGUACAGUGGAGAGACUCGCCAGAGCAAUGGAGCCAGGCUCUCUGUUAUGGACCCUACGGAGUCCACCCCGUCAGUGCUGGACAGUUUCCAGUCCGGUGAGGUGCAGGUGGGGCACAGUGUUGAACUGCCCUGCAUCGCAUCUGGAUACCCAAACCCCACCAUCCGAUGGCUGAAGGAUGGUCGGCCAUUACCUGCAGACUCCCGCUGGACGCGGCGCAUCACUGGCCUCACCAUUUCAGACCUGAGGCUCGAGGACAGCGGCAACUACAUCUGUGAGGUCACCAACAGCUUUGGCUCCAAAGAGGUGACAGGUCACCUCAAUGUCAUAGAGCCACUGCGGGUCACCUUGUCUCCCAAGAACCUAAAGACAGGGAUCAGCAGUACAGUCAUCCUCUCCUGCGCCGUCCAGGGCUCCCCCCACUUUACCGUGUCCUGGUACCGUAACACAGAACCUGUCCUGCCCGAUCAGCACUUUUCCAUCCAGGGGGCUCACAAUGAGACAUUGUUCAUCUCCGCUGCACAAAAGAGACACUCAGGAGCUUACCAGUGCUUUGCCACACGCAAGGGCCAGACUGGCCAGGACUUCUCCAUCAUACUGCUGGAAGACGGCACACCCCGAAUCGUCGCUUCCUUCAGUGAGCGGGUGGUAGUCCCCGGUGAACCAUUCUCCUUGAUGUGCGCUGCCAAGGGAGCGCCUCCUCCCACCAUCACCUGGACCCUGGACGACGAGCCUGUGGCCCGGGACCUGUCGCGUGUCAGAACCAGCCAGUACACGCUGUCCGACGGCAGCACUGUGAGCCAUGUCAACGUCAGCAGCCCGCAGAUUCGCGAUGGAGGAGUGUAUCGGUGCGCCGCACGAAACUCGGCUGGUAGUGCCGAGUACCAAGCGCGCAUAAACGUAAGAGGUCCUCCUAGGAUUCGGCCUAUGAAGAACAUCACUGCAGUGGCAGGAAGAAACACUUUCAUAAAUUGCCGUGUGAUUGGGUACCCUUAUUACUCAAUCAACUGGUACAAGGAGGGACUUCUGCUGCCUGAUAACCAUCGCCAGGUGGUGUAUGAGAAUGGGACUCUGAAGCUCAGCGACGUUCAGAAGGGGAUGGACGAGGGGGCCUAUGUCUGCAGCGUGCUCAUCCAGCCACAGCUGUUCAUCACGCAGACUGUUUAUGUCACUGUCAAAGUUCCUCCACUGAUCCAGCCAUUUGACUUUCCACCGACUUCCAUUGGUAAAUUGAUGUACAUUGCCUGCGUGGUGUCGUCUGGAGACAUGCCCAUUCGUAUCACGUGGCGCAAGGACGGGCAAGAGAUCGUGCCUUCCUCGGGCAUCACUAUCGACACUAAGGAGUUCAUGAGCUCCCUCCAAAUAUCCAAGGUGUCGCUCAAACACAACGGCAACUACACUUGCAUUGCCAGCAAUGAUGCUGCCACUGUCAGCACAGAGAGGCAGCUCACAGUUACAGUGCCUCCUCGGUUUGUGGUGCAGCCCAACAACCAGGAUGGGAUCUAUGGGAAGGCAGGGAUCCUAAACUGUUCUGUUGAUGGAUACCCUCCUCCCAAGGUCAUGUGGAAGCAUGCCAAAGGUACUCUAGCGGGUAUUGGUAACCCACAGCAGUACCACCCUGUGCCUCUGACAGGGCGUAUCCAGAUCAUGAGUAACGGCUCUCUACUCAUCAGACAUGUCCUGGAAGAGGACCGUGGUUUCUACCUCUGUCAGGCCUCCAAUGGGGUGGGCUCAGACAUCAGCAAGAGCAUGGUUCUCACCGUUAAGAUCCCAGCAAUGAUCACCAGUCACCCCAACACUACAAUGGCUAAGAAGGGUCAUGUGAAGGAGCUGAACUGCACAGCCAGGGGAGAAUGGCCCAUCAUCAUCCGCUGGGAAAGAGGCGACACGGUCAUUGACCCUGACCGCAACCCCCGAUACUCCAUUACCACCAGUCCCAAUGAGAAGACUGAUGAGGUGUUGUCUACACUCAAGCUAAAGCCAGCAGAGCGUGAAGAUUCAGUCUUCUUCUCCUGUCAUGCAAUCAACUCUUACGGAGAAGGACGAGGCCUUAUCCAGCUCACUGUGCAAGAGCCCCCAGACCCUCCAGAGUUGGAGGUGCGAGAAGUGAAAGAUCGUAGUAUGAAUCUCCGGUGGACACAGAGAUUUGAUGGAAACAGCGUAAUUACCUCCUACGAUAUUGAGUAUAAGAACAAGACAGAUUCCUGGGAGCUGAAGCAUGCCACUCGAAACAUCUCCCCCACCAACAAUCAGGCCAACAUAGUGGACCUUCACCCUGCCUCUGUCUACAGCAUCCGCAUGUACUCCUACAACGCUAUAGGGAAGAGCGAGGCCAGUAAGGAACUCACCAUCAGCACAGAAGAAGCACAGCCUGAUGGUCCUCCCAUGGAUGUGAUCUUGCAGCCUGUGACCUCUCAGAGUAUAAGGGUCACAUGGAAGGCUCCCAGGAAAGAGCUGCAGAAUGGCGUGAUUCGCGGUUACCAGAUCGGUUACAGAGAGAACGGCCCCGGCAGUAACGGCCAGUACAGCAUCGUGGAGAUGAAGGCCACUGGAGACAGCGAGGUCUACACUCUGGACAACCUGAAGAAGUUCGCCCAGUAUGGUGUGGUUGUCCAGGCCUUCAACAGAGCUGGCACAGGGCCCUCCAGUUCAGAGAUCAAUGCUACAACACUGGAAGAUGUGCCCAGCCAGCCUCCUCAGAAUGUGCGAGCCAUUUCUGUAACAUCAGACGAGGCAGUAAUCACAUGGGCCGAGCCUCCCAGAAUGACAUUGCAUGGCGUAUUGAAAGGAUAUCGGGUCGUGUUCUGGGCCGUCUUCCCGGAUGGAGAGUGGGGUGAAAUGCAAAACAUCACAACCACCAAGGAGCAGGUGGAGCUCAGAGGCCUGGAGAAGUUCACCAACUACAGCAUCCAGGUGCUGGCCUACACCCAGGCAGGGGAUGGAGUCAGGAGCAACGUCCUGUAUAUCCAAACCCGUGAAGACUACCCUGGACCCCCAGCUGGCAUCAAAGCUGUGCCCUCCUCUGCCAGUAGUGUCAUGGUGUCCUGGUUACCCCCUCACAAGCCAAAUGGAAUCAUCCGCAAGUACACCAUCUACUGCUCCAGCCCUGGGUCAGGCCAACCGCUGCCCAGUGAGUAUGAAGCCAAUCCAGAGCUGCUGUUCUACCGAAUCACCCACCUCAACCAUCGGCAGCAGUACCUGAUCUGGGCUGCAGCCGUCACCACCGCAGGCCGGGGUAACUUCAGCGAGAAGGUCACUGUGGAGCCAGCAGCCAAGGCCCCAGCUAAGAUCCUCUCAUUUGGGGGUACCGUGACCACUCCCUGGAUGAAAGAGGUACGACUGCCCUGUAGCUCAGUAGGAGAACCAACACCUACCAUAAAAUGGACCAAAGACAGUGAGGACACAGCCAUCCCAGUGUCUCUAGAUGGACAGCGUCUCAUUCUGGCCAAUGGGACAUUAGUGCUGCGCUCUGUUAAAGCUGAAGAUUCUGGAUACUACACCUGCACAGCCACCAACACCCUGGGCUUCGACACUAUUAUAGUCAACCUUUUGGUACAAGUCCCUCCAGACCAGCCUCGUCUCACCGUCUCCACCACCUCCACCUCUUCCAUCACUCUGGCCUGGAUACCAGGAGACAACGGAGGCAGCUCUAUCAGAGGUUUUGUGCUGCAAUACUCUGUAGACAACACAGAGGAAUGGAAAGAUGUUUUCAUCAGUUCUAGUGAGCGUUCUUUCAAAUUGGACAACCUGCGCUGUGGCACCUGGUAUAAAGUAAAGCUGGCUGCCAAAAACAGUGUUGGAGCCGGACGCAUCAGUGAGAUCAUUGAGGCAAAGACCCACGGGCGAGAGCCCCAGUUCAAUAAGGAUCAGCCGGUCUUCACCCACAUUAACUCCAGCCACGCUCGCCUCAACCUGCAGGGUUGGGCCAGUGGAGGCUGUCCAAUCAGCGCUGUCACGCUAGAGUUUAGACCAAAAGGCACAUGGACAUGGCAGAGUGUACGUACCAAUGCUACCACAGAUGUGUUCCUGGCGGAGCUGCGUGAGGCCACCUGGUACGAGUUGAAGAUGAAAGCGUGUAACAGCGCUGGCUGUGGCAACCAGAGCUCCCAGUUUGCAACACUGGACUAUGAUGGCAGCACAAUCCCACCAAUCAAAUCCCCCCUGGAAAAGAACGAUGAUGUCAAGAAGCUGUUUUCUAUUGGCUGUCCUGUGAUCUUGGUCACUCUGGGUGUUGCACUACUCUUCAUCAUUCGCAAGAAACGCAAAGAAAAAAGGCUUAAGAGACUAAGAGAUGCCAAAAGCCUGGCAGAGAUGCUGAUCAGUAAAAACAACCGCAGCUUUGACACCCCAGUGAAGGGCCCUCCUCAGGGCCCACGGUUACACAUCGACAUCCCCAGAGUGCAGCUGCUAAUUGAGGACAAAGAAGGCAUCAAGCAAAUCGGUGAGGACAAGGCCGCUAUCCCUGUGACAGACACAGAGUUUAACCAAACCGGGAACCCUCAGAGCUUCUGCACAGGUGUGUCUGUUCAUCACCCUGCCCUCAUCCAGAACACCGGUCCUCUGAUUGAUAUGUCAGACAUCAGACCAGGAACCAACCCAGUGUCGAGGAAGAGUGUUAAGUCAGCCCACAGCAUCAGGAACCGCUACUCCAGUCAGUGGACUCUGACCAAGUGCCAGGCCUCCACGCCAGCCCGCACUCUCACCUCAGACUGGCGCACAGUUGGCUCCCAGCAUGGCAUCACUGUCACAGAGAGUGACAGCUACAGCGCCAGCCUUUCACAGGACACAGAUAAGGGUCGCAACAGCAUGGUGUCGACAGAGAGCGCCUCCUCGACCUACGAGGAGUUGGCAAGAGCAUAUGAGCACGCCAAGCUGGAGGAGCACCUGCAGCAUGCCAAAUUUGAGAUUACAGAAUGCUUUAUCUCUGACAGCUCAUCUGACCAGAUGACAACAGGUACCAAUGACAAUGCAGACAGUAUGACGUCCAUGAGCACACCGUCAGAGCCUGGCAUCUGCCGUUUCACUGCCUCGCCCCCCAAACCCCAGGAUUAUGACCGUGGCAAGAAUGUAGCUGUGCCCAUUCCACAUCGCGCCAAGAGUGACUACUGCAACCUACCCCUGUACAUGAAGUCAGAUCCCUUCUUCCGAAAGCAGUCGGAGCAUCAUGACCCAUGUCCAGUGGUUCCACCACGUGAAGCCUCUAUUCGUGGCCUGGCCCAGCGGGCAUACCACACCCAGGGCCGUCAUGUGACUAUGGACUCUGCAAAGCAGCAGGCCCUGACCAUGGGCCACUCUGGCCUGUCCAACCUCACUUCCUCUGGGGCUUCCUCCGGAGGAGCAACAGGAGGCGGUGGUGGAGGUAGUGGGAUUGGAGGGGCGUCGGCUAGCUCCAGCAGCUCUACACUUCCCCAGAGGACUCUCACCAUGCCCGGCUCCUCUGCCUCAGUGGCCCAGAGUGCAGCAGCCGCUGCUGCUGCUACUGCUGCAGCUGCUGGGGCAUCAUCGUCCUCCGGUGGAGUUGGGGCAGCAGGGGCCGCAGGAGGGACCCCUGGAGGUGCCUCCUCAUCCUCCUCCAAGAUGGCAGGAUCCAGAGACUCUCUCCUGGAGAGCAGCUCCUCGGGCUUAGGCAGACUACAGAAGCAGAGGGAUGGAGGGGCAGGGGCCUACUCCAAGUCCUACACACUGGUGUAG